Molecule: messenger RNA, 3853 nt
Organism: Chanos chanos (milkfish)
Lineage: Eukaryota; Metazoa; Chordata; Actinopteri; Gonorynchiformes; Chanidae
Gene: mcf2l2
Product: MCF.2 cell line derived transforming sequence-like 2
Exons: 34
Coding region: 1-3843 (1280 amino acids)
Biological process (GO): intracellular signal transduction
Cellular component (GO): cytoplasm
Molecular function (GO): guanyl-nucleotide exchange factor activity; protein binding
Source: RefSeq, a predicted model, not a curated record
AUGGAGGGUAUACCACAGUACCAGACGCUCCCGACACCAUGCUCGGCUUGCGGGAGGCGAAUGGGUGGCUCGCCUUUCUCCACUGUGCACAUUUCUAUCGGAGAGAUGGAAUCGUACCAUCAUCUCCUGAGUGUGUGCCGAGGGACGGAUUCAGCCACCAGAAGAAAUGAGAUUAUGCAACAGGAGAUCCGGCCCUUGUUGGCUGUUGACAUCAUAGAACAACUCCACAGACAGUUUGCCAUGCUCUCAGGAGGGCGAGGAAAAGAUGGAGCUCCUAUCAUCACCUUCCCAGAAUUCUCUGGCUUUAAUGACAUUUCUGAUGAAGAUUUUAUCAAUGUGGUGACAUACCUUACGAGCAUACCAAGUCUGGAUGCUGCCAGCAUUGGCUUCAUUAUUAUCAUAGAUCGUCGUCGGGACAAAUGGAGCGCAGUGAAGUCUUCGCUGGCGCGGAUUGCGGGGGCGUUUCCAGGGAAUCUGCAGCAGGUCCUGGUGCUGAGGCCCUCGCGUUUUAUCCAAAGAGCCAUCGCCGACAUCGGCAUCAGGUUACACCGCGAUGACUUUAAAAUGAAGAUUGUUAUGCUGAACUCCCUAUCUGACUUGCAUGGCUAUGUGGACAAAAGCCAGCUGACGUGUGAGCUAGGAGGAAGUUUGGAAUACAGUCACAGCCAAUGGAUCCAUCAUCGCACAGCUAUUGAAAACUUUGCUGUGACUGUGAAAUCAACGGGGCAAAUGCUGCAGAGAUUUGGCAGUGAACUGGCGGAAACUGAGCUGCCCAAUGAUGUGCAGUGCACAAAAGAUCUCCUCGUUUCCCACACAGAAAAACAUGAUAAGCUCAAAGAUGAACUUAAGUUAGCAAUGAAACAAGGAACAACAUUGCUUUCUUGCAUUAAAGACCAAGCGAGUAAAAGUGAGAGUCACAAACUAAACCCAGAUGAAACGGAAAAUCUCUCCACAGUCGAGAGGUUGUUGGCACAACUGGAUGAGACAGAAAAUGCUUUUGAGCAGUUCUGGUCCAAACAUCAUCUCAAGUUAGAGCACUGUCUACAGCUGAGGCAUUUUGAGCAAGAUUUCAGAGAGGUGAAAGUGUCUUUGGACAGUCUAAUGCAGACAUUAGCUGCUCUCUCUGACACUGGUGAUUGUGUCAUUCAUGUGGAACAGCUACUGAAGGAGUUGAAAACUCUGGAAGACACAGCUCAGGAAUCUUUGGAGAAGGCCCAGCUGCAUGCGUCGCAUGGCGAUCAACUGAUUCAGAGCAACCACUAUGCUGUGGAUUCCAUACGACCUAAGUGUGUGGAGCUUAGACGAAUCUGUGACGAUUUUAGCAAUGAAGCAAAGAAGAAAUACGACAUUCUGUCCAAGUCUCUGCAGAUACACAAAGUUAUGGACAAGGUUAACCAGUGGUGCGAGGCUGGUGUGUAUCUGUUGGCCUCCCAGGCUGUAGAUAAGUGCCAGUCUCAGGAAGGAGCAGAGGCAGCUUUGCAGGAUAUUGAGAAAUAUAUGAACACUGCUCUGGAGCAGGGACUCAAUGAGCUCAAAGAUCUUCACAACCAAUACAUGAUCGUCCUCUCUGAGCCCAUCAAGGUCAAUGUGCAGAGGACUUUGAAGAGGUUGGAGGAUGUUCAGGAAAUGUUUGAGAAGAGACACGCUAGUCUUAAGAAGCUCUCCGCUAAACAGACCAGGCCAGUUCAACCUGUUGCCCCUCGACCUGAAUCCUCCCCUAAACGCCCUUCACCUAAAACACCUCGCCCCCCGGGCCCAGCACCAAAUCGUAGAGCUUCUGAACACUCCAGUGCUGCCAAACAGGCCUCUGAAGCAGAACUUGCAAAGAAGAAGAAUAUUCGCAAAGCCAAGGGAGGGAUAAAAAUUGAAGUUGUGCAUGAGGCAAGUCAGGGAGGAUCAAGUCAUUUGCUGAUGACGAAUGAGUCUGAGGAGAAUUUGACCAACCGACGGAAACACAUUAUAAACGAACUGAUAGAAACAGAAAGACUAUAUGUUGAAGAGCUCCAAAGCAUCAUAGAGGGAUAUGCUGCAUCGCUGGACAACGCUGAACUAUCGCACCUCAUCCCAGCCGCACUAGAAAACAAGAAAGAUGUGCUCUUUGGAAACCUCGAGGAAAUCUAUGACUUCCACAACAGAACAUUUCUAAGAGAGUUAGAAAACUGCGUCGAAAAGCCGGAAUUAGUCGGGACGUGUUUCUUAAAGAGGAAAGAGGAGUUACAGGUUUAUGAGAAAUACUGUCAAAACAAGCCCCGCUCGGAAGCCCUGUGGAGACAGUGUGGAGAUUCGCUGUUCUUUCAGGAAUGUCAGAAAAGACUGGACCACAAACUUUCAUUGGAUGCUUACCUUCUCAAGCCUGUGCAAAGGAUCACCAAAUAUCAACUCAUGCUGAAGGAGAUGCUGAAAUGCAGUAAAAACUCGGAAGGAACUUCAGAGCUGGAGGAGGCCUUAGCAACCAUGCUGGAGAUUGUUAAGUCUGUGAACGACUCCAUGCACCAGAUAGCCAUCACUGGCUUUGAGGGUAACCUGAAUGACUUGGGCAAGCUGCUUAUGCAGGGGUCCUUUAACGUAUGGACAGACCAUAAGAAAGGUCACAACAAGGUCAAGGACCUGGCCCGCUUCAAACCCAUGCAAAGACACCUGUUUCUUUACAACAAAAUGCUUCUGUUCUGUAAGAAACGCGAGGAGACCUCGGACGGCCACGAAAAGUCCCCCUCUUACAGUUUCAAACACUCUUUAAAGAUGAGUGCUGUGGGAAUCACUGAGAACGUGAAAGGAGACAACAAGAAGUUCGAAGUUUGGUACAAUGGGAGAGAGGAAGUCUAUAUCAUUCAGGCUUCAUCCAUGGAUGUGAAGAACAUGUGGGUGUCUGAGAUACGCAAGGUGUUGACAGGACAGCUGGAGGCCUGCAGAGAGGCAAGUCAGCUCCAUCAAAGGAUCACAGAGAACAUCUACCAUGCCCCUAUGAGGAGUGGACGUAAGGCUCCCCUCAGGCAGUCUGACUCCUCCAGUCCAGAGACAGGCCUCAGACGUGGUGGAGACUCUGGUCCCUAUAUGAGACAGAGAAGAGCCGACGCUUCUGCCAGUAAUAACCCCGAUCGCUCCGCAGCUCAGGCCAGAAAACGCUUCACCUUACAAGGCCUCUCCAACCGCAGGUCUCUACCCUCAGAACCUGCACCUAAAGAAGCAGAAGUCCCGCGUCGUUUCUCUUUAGCUUCUUCUAUCGUUACCUCCUCUUCCAGUGCACGCACAAAAGGUCCUCUCUCUACUAGCUAUAAAAGCAAGAGACAUGAAAUUAAGAGUGAUCCCACACCGUUUGGCUAUGAAGAUACUUUACGAGGUGCACUGCCUGCUGACAGCAGAAACAAAGCUGCUUUAGGUACCAAGCCAGCUGUGCCUAGGUCCUCUUCUCAACCAGGUUGGACCCAGCGACAUCUGCCAUCAAUGGACACAGAAGAUUUUGAGACCAUUCCGUCCAGUGCUGAGGAGCUGUCCAAUUCUUCAGACGGGGAAGAAGACAACAACGCUAAAAAUGGGGAGCACGAUCGCUUUCAGGUGCAGCUGACGUAUGCGUCGCGGACGGCUCAGGACCUCUCUCUGGAGUCUGGAGAUUUAGUGCAGUUCCUGGAGGAGGCUGAGAAUGGGCACUGGCUAGUCAAGAAUGUAAUUACUCAGAGGACAGGGUUGGUUCCACCUAUUAUCCUUCAGUCAGCAGCAGGAGGAGCUGACAUUUACAGUGACACUGACGUCUUCAGUGACCUGUGUACCGCUGCCCUGACAGAUACAGAGGAGACAGACGACAGCGCUGAUAUGAAGCCCACCCCAGAGAACAGACUUGAAUGUUGAUCCUGAUGUG